Messenger RNA from Centruroides sculpturatus (bark scorpion), 2273 nucleotides. RefSeq names its product crossover junction endonuclease MUS81-like. Lineage: Eukaryota; Metazoa; Arthropoda; Arachnida; Scorpiones; Buthidae. Bases 152 to 1960 code for a protein of 602 amino acids. Gene Ontology annotation, biological process: mitotic intra-S DNA damage checkpoint signaling; DNA catabolic process; double-strand break repair via break-induced replication. The transcript has 18 exons. Gene Ontology annotation, cellular component: Holliday junction resolvase complex; nucleus. Gene Ontology annotation, molecular function: 3'-flap endonuclease activity; DNA binding; crossover junction DNA endonuclease activity. The record is from RefSeq and is a predicted model, not a curated record.
GUGCACACAUGUAUUUUCUAAACUAAAUUAAUCAUUUUACAAAAUUUAUAUUUUAUAGGCCCUUAAGUCAUUAGAAAAAUAUCCAUUACCAUUAAAAUCACCAUGGGAAGCAAAAUGUUAUCUUAAUUAUUUUGGUGAUAAAAUCUGCAAAAUGUUAGAAGAUAAGCUAAAGGAGCAUGGUGAAAAUAUACAGAAUAUGGGAGAAUCUCAAGUAGCCGAGACUUCUGAAAAAGAAUCAAUGUCAAAUAGUGGUACAAAACGUUGUUUGAGAAAGGAUGAAGACGAAAGUGAUAAUUCUCAUUUACCGAGUAAUCCUAAGCAAAAGAGAAUGUGUACUAAAAAAUACAUACCCGUACCUGGAUCGGGAAGCUAUGCCAUUCUUGUUACUCUUAUGAAAAAUAAGAUUGACACAAAUGAAUCUUUUAUGAAGAAGCAAGAUGUUAUUGAUUCUGCUCAGUUACUUUGCAAUUCAUCUUUUACUAGGCCAGAACCUGGUAGCCAUUACACUGCUUGGAGUGCAAUGGGAAAUCUGAUAAGGAAAGGUUUGGUAACGAAAUAUGGAAAUCCAGCAAAAUAUAGUCUUACUGAAGGAGGACGAAUACUUGCACUUUCUUUAAUGGAAUCUGAGAGUAGUACGGAGUGCCAAAAUAAUAAUACGGAGGAAAUGGUCAAAGACAGCUUGAGGGCAGUAAAUACUGAUAUUAGAAAAGAAACACAAGGCAAGAAAACUGAAACAUUGAGGUUGAAAUACAAAUUUAUCGAUAUUAAUGGUAAAGAAACUGAUGAUUGUAGAAAAGCACUACAGAUAAAAGAUGAUUUAUCAGGUUUUAUUGGCUAUUUGAUCAAGUGCAACAGAAAAGAUUUGAUUCAAUCUGGCAUGAGACAUAAAAUUGAUGAAACUAGAUUAAUGUUAGGGGAAGAUGUUUAUGCUUAUCUUCACAAAAGCGAUUGCAAUCAGUAUGGAGACAUUUCAGGUAAUGUAUGUUUAAAUUUGCUUGAUGUUGACCAGUCUUGCUCCAACAAUUAUAAAAAUAAAGAGAUGGUUCUUUACCCUGGCACUUUUGAUGUCGUUUUAAUUGUAGAUAAUUGUGAAGUUUGUGUUGGUUCAUCUAACGAUCACAGAAUUGCAGUUCUUAAAGAACUAGCCAAAAUGGGAGUAAUGCAUGAAGUGCGUAAAUUAUAUGUGGGAGAUUUCUUAUGGAUUGCCAGGAAACGUAAUUUGGUAAAGGAGAAUUAUGAAGAAGAAUUAGUUUUGGAUUAUUUAGUAGAAAGGAAAAGAAUGGAUGAUCUGGCAAGAAGUAUAAAGGAUGGACGAUUUCGCGAGCAAAAAUUUCGCAUAAAAGAGACUGGCAUUAAACAUCCUAUAUAUCUCGUGGAAGAGUACGGAACCAAUCAGUACUUUGGUCUGCCUGAUGCCUCUUUAAAACAAGCGAUUGUUAAUUGUCAGGUGGUGGAUGGAUUCUUAAUAACAAAGACUAAAAAUGCCAAAUCUACAGUCGACUACCUGACGACCAUGACGCGAUAUUUGCAAUGUUUCUACAAUGAGAAAGAAUUGACGUGCUGUGAUAGAGAAGAGUACAUUAAUUCAGCAAAAGAUUCCAACCGUUUCUUGACUUUCAAAGAAUUUAACUCGUCUGCUGUCAAAAAAAAGCAAUUGGUACUGAAAGAGAUGUUCGCCAAACACCUCAUACAGAUAGGUGGCAUCUCACCCGACAAAGCCUAUGCCCUGGUCCAGAUGUAUCCCACGCCAAACCGAUUGAUAGAAGCAUACCAAAAGACGUCUGAAGGAGAGAGACUUCUGUCGGAAAUCAUCUACGGCCGCAGUCGUAGAAAAAUCGGACCCAAGAUCAGCCAAAUCGUCUUCCAGCUCUACGGUGAUCUCUGUCCCCGUUUCUCUUGGUUGGCUCCUCAAAUAGAAGAAAACAAGAAAGAUAAUCCUUCUUCGUCUCAGGAGCAAUAGUUAUCAGAUGAGAAAGAAAAAUGGACAUUGGAAAACAAAGAUUUGCUGAAGUAUCAACAAGUCUUUAUUGUAAGUCUCCUUGGCUAAUUCUUAAACUGACCUCGAAAAGAAAAUAAUGUAUGUUACAGCAGAAAUGCCAUCUUUCUUCAUUGUAACCAUUCUCAUUAUAGAGGUCUGAUUCUACUUGGGUUUUGGUGGUGGUGAAAAUGUAGAACUGUUCUAUGGAAAACAGUGGCAUUUGCAGCCAGUUAGAGAUGCUAAUUUAGAACUGUUACAGUCCACUCAAUUGAUUAAAUGCAAGAUACACAUCCAA